Phymastichus coffea is the source of this 1065-nucleotide messenger RNA. RefSeq names its product cuticle protein-like. Bases 1 to 1065 code for a protein of 354 amino acids. NCBI's taxonomy places the organism in Eukaryota, Metazoa, Arthropoda, Insecta, Hymenoptera, Eulophidae. Gene Ontology annotation, cellular component: extracellular matrix. The record is from RefSeq and is a predicted model, not a curated record. The transcript has 3 exons.
AUGGCCCUCAACUUCAUUUACAAGUUCGUCCUCCUCGCCGCAUUCGUGGCUUGCGCCAAUGCCGGCUUAGUCCCUGAGACACAUGUAACCUAUGCCGCAGCAGCCCCAGUCUACGCUGCACCCGUAGCCAACUCAGUGGUGACGAAAACCGUCGAUGCCGAGCACGAUCCUCAUCCCCAGUACUCUUACUCGUACGACGUCCACGACUCGCUCACCGGUGACGUGAAAGCUCAGCACGAGACCCGUGACGGCGAUGUCGUUAGCGGUAGCUAUUCGCUGGUCGACUCUGACGGAACGAAGCGCACCGUUGACUACACUGCUGAUUCGGUCAACGGAUUCAACGCCGUUGUGCACAAGGAACCCGCCCAAGUGGAAGUCACGGCCGCCGUCGCCCCCAGCGUCAAGACCGUCGCCGCCGCUCCAGUAGUUAAGACCGUUCACGCUGCUCCGGAGGUCAAGACCGUUGUCGCUGCUGCACCUGCGGUCACCACCUACGCAGCCUCCACUCCGGUGAUCAAGACCGUGUACAACACCCCAGUGGCUACCUACGCCGCUCCCGGCCCAGUCGUCAAGUCCAUCCAUGCCUCCGUGCCAGUAGCCUACUCCGCGUCUUACCCCUUCGCCCAAACCUACGCGGCUGCUCCCUUCGUCGCUAAAUACUCUACCUCUCCAGCCGUGACAACCUAUGCUGCUGCCCCUGCCAUCGCCACCUACUCGGCUACCCCGUUCGUCACUAAGUAUGCUGCUGCUCCUGCCGUAGCCACCUACCCCGCCGCCCCCGCCGUCGCCACCUACUCGGCUGCCCCACUAGUCACCAAGUACGCAGCUGCUCCCGCCGUCACCAGCUACGCUACCGCACCUGCUGUCACAAGCUACUCUGCCCCACCUGCUGUCACCAGCUACUCUGGCGCACCUGCUGUCACCUACUCGACUGCUCCAGUUGUCAAAUCUGUGCAUACUUCCGUGCCAGUAGCCACCUACUCGGCCUCUUAUCCAUUUGCUCAGACUUACGCUGCUCCUGCCGUCGCCCACGCCGCCUAUGCCACCGCACCCGUGGUCUGGUAA